GCUAACCGGCGGGUUCAGGAAACACCAGGCAUGGAUAAGGCCAUGAAACCAAGCUAAAACCCACAAAAAAUACGCCCAAGAAAAAUAAUUGAAAAUAUUCAGUUUCUGUCACCAAAAUCCUCGAACUUUCAUGAUACCCAGAAAAGUUUAGCCCCCAAAAACCCAACUUUGAGUCGAAGUUGUUCAUGGAGUCUGGGCCAUUAGUGAUUGGCUUCAAUUCCGUGAGGCAUACUCGAAGCAUUAGAAAGAUUUUGAUUUAUCUGCGCCAAAUUCCUCUCUUCUGAAACACAAACUUAAGAGUUAACCACAAAAAAACCCAACUUUAAGUCUGUUCUUAAACUUUGAGAGGUACCCUUUGUGAUUAGCUUGUGUUUUCCGAGCCGAAGUGAGAAAUUGAGCAAAAGGGUAGCUUAGUUUUGGAGGCUGCAUGAGUGGGCAAGAGCCCAACGGGUGUUUGAAGCCUUGGAGCCUGAAGCAACAGAAGCAAUGGCUUUGGGUUGUGGUUGCACUGCCCCUCUCUCACAAUAUUCUCUCUCCUUCAAGUCCUUCAAUUUAUUCUCAGCUUGCCAAGCUUCGUUUCCAUCGGCGCCGCCACGGCCUUCCUCUCGAAUUUGUUAUCGCAUCGCUUCUCGCCGAUGGUUGAAUUUGAACCACAUAUCUGUGGGUUCUCGUAGAUUCAAUGGUUUUAGUUCAAGGUGUUCAAUAACCAACACCGACCUACACUUCAGCCAUGUGGCUACUGAGAAUGAGGUCCAGGAGGAGACAUCAGCUGCAGAGCCUGAUUGCUCGGUCUCAAUUGUCAAUCUUAAUUCUGAUAUGCUUGAGACUGAAUCUUUGAGUUUACUAACUGAAGACACUUAUGUAGAUAGUCUCCUGACAACACUGCCCGUUUUAUCAAAAGAGGAGCAGCAUACCCUUGCAGCUACUCCGGCCCAUCCAAUGGGAUUAUAUGCUUUGUAUGCUAGUUGUCUAGCUGGGAAUUUAGUGGAGCAAUUUUGGAAUUUUGCUUGGCCCUCUGCUAUCGCAUUGAUAUAUCCAAGCCUUCUACCAGUAGCAUUCAUGGGUUUCUUUAGUAAGCUUGCAAUAAUUGCUGGAUGCCCUUUAGUUGGCACACUUAUGGAUCAUUUUCCCAGAGUACCUGCGUAUAACUGUCUUAAUAUUAUCCAGGCAACUGCUCAGUUGUUAUCUGCAGCAAUGAUAAUUCAUGCACAUUCUGUUCCUCCUUCUGUGUCAUCCCUCCUUCUCCGCCCUUGGUUCAUUGUACUUGUGCUAGCUGGGGCUGUAGAGAGGCUAUCUGGUGUAGCAUUGGGGGUUGCUAUGGAGCGUGAUUGGGUGGUGCUGUUGGCAGGAGUUAACAGGCCUAUUGCACUUGCACAAGCAAAUGCCAUUCUUAAUCGAAUUGAUCUUCUCUGUGAGAUAGCUGGAGCAUCACUUUUUGGCAUUCUUCUCUCUAAGUAUGACCCGGUAACAUGCUUGAAGUUUGCUGGAGGUUUAAUGGUGUGGUCGUUGCCUUUUGCAAUUGUUCUCACGUGCUUAACCAACAAGCUUUCUAGUGGGGUUCUUGACCGCCCUAAAUGUUCACAAACCUGUUGUAAAGCAUCCACUGAAGGACCCCUGAUUGAUACCAACGAUAUAUUGGAUAAAGGUGUGGCAGCUAUUAAACUUGGAUGGAAGGAAUACAUGCAGCAACCAGUUCUUCCUGCAAGCCUAGCCUAUGUGUUGCUUUAUUUUAAUGUUGUACUCACUCCAGGCAGUUUGAUGACAGCAUAUCUAACACAAAGUGGUUUAAAUCCAUCUAUCAUUGGGGGUUUUAGUGGACUGUGUGCUUUUAUGGGUGUUGCAGCAACAUUUGUGUCUUCAUGCCUGGUCAGGCGGCUUGGCAUUUUGAAGGCAGGAGCAGCUGGGUUAAUAUUUCAGGCUUCACUUCUUACCGCAGCUGUUGCUGUUUAUUGUAGUAGAUCUUCCUCCCAGCAGAGCCCCCUUCUUUUCUUCCUAUGUUUGAUUGUAUUAUCAAGGCUGGGACACAUGUCCUACGAUGUUGUGGCGGUACAGAUUCUUCAAACUGGGAUACCAUCAUCCAAAGCAAAUAUUAUUGGGACAACAGAAGUUGCUGUUGCUAGCCUGGCAGAGUUUACAAUGUUGGGAGUUGCAAUAGUUGUCAAUGAUGUUUCACAUUUCGGCUUUCUAGCCGUGCUGUCACUCCUAUCAGUAGUCGGGGCGGCUUGGAUGUUCUGUCGUUGGUUGUUGAAUCCAACAGAUGAACAAAGAACUCUUUUCUCUUUCGAUGCUCAGUGUCAAUAAUUUAUUAUACUUUCUGAGGCCCUGGUGCAAAGGCUGUUUGACGAAAUUCGGAACCAAGAUAUAGCAAAUACCUUUUAGGGCGCCCACAUUUUUCUAUUGAUAGAGGCAUAUGUUGGCUGUAGUGUAGGAUCCGUGACACGCCUUUGUAUCAUAUCAUAUAAAUAAUCUAUGUGGACGUCAACGAGCUCAACUUGUACAUACAUUUUGAAACAUUUGUAAAGCAUUGAUUUAUUCAAAAUCUUUUUGCUGGAGAUCAUGCUCCAAUUCGAGCCAAA
Prunus persica (peach) is the source of this 2576-nucleotide messenger RNA. Its product is annotated as solute carrier family 40 member 3, chloroplastic. Lineage: Eukaryota; Viridiplantae; Streptophyta; Magnoliopsida; Rosales; Rosaceae. The transcript is spliced from 14 exons. Gene Ontology annotation, biological process: iron ion transmembrane transport. The record is from RefSeq and is a predicted model, not a curated record. Gene Ontology annotation, cellular component: membrane. Gene Ontology annotation, molecular function: iron ion transmembrane transporter activity. The coding region runs from base 487 to 2301 and encodes 604 amino acids.